GCUCAACAGGACAUAUUUUUAUUUUUCUUCGAUCCCCCUCUCAGUUUUCCCAUAGGUACUUUCAAGGAUCUCCCCACCUGAGGCGCCGAACAUGUGAAAUUUUGAAACCAGUCGCUCGUUUAUCUCGAUCUAAAAGCAUAGCUGGUAAAAAGCAGGCGCCGUUGGGUUGAGGACCGUAUAAUGUCGGCGCGCGCAGCGACAUCUACCCCACCACAACGUCGGGCAAAUGGCGAUGUAGAAGCCCCGAAGGCCUACGUGCAAGCGGACCCGAACGCACUGUCACCACUGCAGAUUGGUGAGCGUAUCGAGGCACAAAACAAAGCAAACAGCGCCAAGGCGCGCUCUAUAUCGAAUACCAUCCGCGGAAACCUGAAUGCACCUGCCAGCUUGCGGCUCGGUCGCGUUAUCCGCCAUAAAAAGACAUCCAAACCAAAAAAAGCAAUGAGUUUGUGUUGCCAUAGAAAACUUUGUAAGUAGAUGCUGAUGCUGCUCCGCAAGAGGGAGAUGAAAAACCUUCUAUCGGAUGUCCGAUGCAAAGAAAGUGUAACGCGGAAAAAGUUAGGAUCAGACAGUCAUUGAGACGCUUUGUGAUGCUGAUGUGACAAAAGUUUUCUUUUUGCUACACAAAAAACUGCAUCACAAUUGGUACGGGUGUGCUUUUCUGUUUGAUACGCGUCCAGCCCGCGGUCUUUCGCGGCGGGAAUGCGCUAACGCUGACGCAAGUGAUAUCGUCUGUAAAAAGGUCCCCGCUCCCUCGUCAAGAUGUGAACUUGGCAACACAGAUCGAGAACUUAAUUUGGCUGGCUCGCAUGACAGGUUGGGCUCCCAGCGUAGUAGUAGUUGUGGCUCUAGCUUGUGUAAGCGCAUUGCAAAUUGAUCAUCUUCAUAUCCUGACUAUUUUAGCAGGACAAGAAUAUUCAAGACAACACUACCAGAAAACACUCGACAUCCAGGCAUGCGAGUAAGUACUUAUGCGUGACAAGGAUGUGUAGUUGGUUGGGGACCACGUUUUUACUCACGAUAAGUGAGAUUAGCCUCCCCGGGACCGGUGCGCGCGCUACGCAUCCCAGCACUGGAGAGCAGGAUAACAUUAGGACCAUCUGCGCAGCCAACGCCUCGAACACGAACACUGGAAGCAAAACCAACUGCGGCAGCAACCACCUCGGCGACGGGGAGUAGUGGUGCGAAUACUUCAGCCAAGAACAUUCCACCGCAAACUCCCCGGUCGCCAGCAGUGGCUUCGAGUAGCGAUGUGGACGGGGUCAAAAUCUUGACCGGUGUGGUCGCCUCGGAGGCUGGUGUAGUUACUAGUGCACCGCCGGAUAAAAAGCCCAGUCCUGAAGAUGCGAGCAGCGGCACCUUUCUGAGCAGCAAAACGUCGAACGAAGGUGGUCGCGCGCAAACACCGCGACCACUUUUGCAGGAAAUUCGCACGCCACGCAUUCCCAACUUGCUUCCCGCCACUCCCAGGGCCAGCAUCCAUUCGCCCAAACCCAGCUUCAGCGUUCUGCAGCCGAAAUUAGGUAUGGACACGACUUGCUUCUUGUUGUUUGCGGAUGGAAAAUGCAAUAAGUCUUUACAUGUAGUUGUAUCUGGUGCAAUGAACAAACAAAUGAGUCGGGUGUUUUAAAACUUCGAUUGAGAUGCGUUUUUUGAUGGACAAGUAAGUAAAACACUUCCACCAACACCUGCAGGACCACCGGGGAAUCAGUCACGGGUGAACAUUGGGCCCGUCCGGGGACGCCGCAUUUUCACGGGGCUCGGGGACGAUUAUGUGCAACACUACCUGCGUUCGCGUUCGCGAUCGCAAGCCCCCAUGGUCGUCGUGCCUCCCCCGUCCUCCGGCGGUGGAACUUCUGCGUCAAGUGGCGCAUUUUCGCGGCCACCACCCUACGCGCUAGACAUCGACAUGGCAAAAAACACGCCCCGGCACCCCGCUUUUGAGAUCGGUGGCAUGGAGGACGUAGCAAAUGCAAAUAGCGAAAUCUGGGUCCUCUGGAAGACGAGCGACCGAGUUGUCACACUGUUAUUUUUGCAUGACGUGGAAGAUCUCGCCGUGGCUCUGGUGGCACUACUUACGCAUGCCGUAUUCCAAUAUGACAGGUUUUGCGAGAGGAGCUACUUCCCAAUGCCUAUCGUGCAUAAGAAAUAGUUCCCUUUUUAUUUCUGUCAGCUUGAGUGACGACAAUAUGCGUUGACGCAAGGCAGCUUUCCGCGUCGCCCUAAGCGAGCAUCAAAACAUUUGUUUCCUCUGGAACAACCCAGAUGACGUAUUUGCAUUUCAUAGGACGUGCACGACAUGAUUGGCCUGUCCUCCAUCUCUAUCCAAUGCAAAAGUAUCGUACUCGCUCCUACGAAUCGUAGUCAUGCUUCAUGACAGAACUAUGAGCUGCUCAGGGAAGUCUUCAUCACGACACUUGGAAAAAUGUGUAUUCCGAUAAUUGACACUAGAAGAAGUACGACGUUUACGAUACUUUUGCAAUGCAUAGCAUCCCUGUCCAUCGAACCGCGCCGGGCCUGCACGCCGCUGCAGGCACAUCCUCUGAGUCCAGUGCCCCAUCAGAUUCUGCACGUACCCAGGCCGGAUCUGCACCCGAGACCAUAUUGAGGGCCGAGAUGCCGCUGUUGCGUCUACCGACCUUCGGACUGAUAGUGCAGCUGUUAUGAUGAAAAUUAACUUUUACAAGAACGCUUCAAGAACUUAAAUUCGUCAAGGGAAUAGUAACGCUCGCUCCACAUCAUUCUCGCGCUGGUUCGCCUAUAAUAAACACUCAUUGCUGGUAGCGUUUCUGGUUGAAAUUUGCUCUUCAGCAAGGACAAGGUGGCUGUUUCAGUAUUCAUGUACCAUAAUUCAUUUUGGACUUUUUU
Molecule: messenger RNA, 2868 nt
Organism: Amoebophrya sp. A120
Lineage: Eukaryota; Dinophyceae; Syndiniales; Amoebophryaceae
Source: the annotation of a GenBank genome assembly